AUUGGAAAUAUGUAUUUUUUUUUUUUGUACAUAAUUUAGUCAAUUAUUUAUUAUUAUAAUUUUACAUUUUACAAAUAUUAGUUGUUUAAAUGAAAUUAGUAUUUUUUUAAUAAUAGAACAGCUUUAUAAAUGUUGAGUACUCUGUUGAUUUUGUAUACUUGACUUUCAAUAUCCACUUUGUGGUUAACUUACCAAAGUACUAUUAAAGUAAUUCGUAAUUCUUUAUUUUGGUGUUAUUAAAUAUACAAAGUUAGUUUUUGAUACGUAAAAAAAAUGUUGGAUGUUCACAAUUUUUAUACGGUUUUUCCAUUUUCGUGGGUCAAUUGUAUCUUUUGUAUUGUCGUCGCCAAAAUGUAAUAGUGCCUAAGGUUAUUCUUUCUGGUCUCUAAAAAUAAAAAAGUUAUUUAAUAUUUUUAACAAAUUUUAUUUACAAAAAUAAACUAUGACAUAUUUAUGUAAAAGUUAACAUUUGAAAAUGUAUGAGGUGAUGGUAACAUGGCAUGAUAACCUUACCAUGCUGUAUAGAUUAAAUUUAAUAAUAUUUAUUUAUAUAUGUAUUGUUUUUGUACCUACAAGCAAAUAAUGUUGUAAACACCAAUUUUAUUAUAAUGAAUAAACAAAAGUAACAAUAAAAAAAAAUUCAUGGUUUUCGCGGUCUUUUUGAGCUUUGCCUUCCCUUACAUCUCUCUCCCUAGGUGUGUCGCCACGACAACCAACUUGAAAGCCACCUAUGGAUCAAUACUUUUAUCUACUACCUUGUACUCAUAUAACUACAGAGCAUGAAUGUGUGACCAUUAAAAACUACCGGUGUGGAUUUUUUGUUUCAAUUCCCUAAGCAUGACCUACGGAAAUCGCCAUGGUACGACAAUUUUAACACACUCGAUAUUGUUGUUUGCUAGUGUUAUUUUGUUUACAAUUCCCAUUGGCGUGCUUUGGAAUCGCAUCACAACCGAACAAAACCAAUUGAUCAACUAUAAGCCUCACGUGGCUGCUUUGGUGUUGGCUCGUGGCGGCAGCAAAGCCGUACCGAGAAAGAAUUUGGCCGAGAUUCAAAAUACCACUCUUUUGCGGAGAACACUGAAUACAAUUAACGACUUUGGAUUAUUUCAGGACGUAUGGGUGUCAACGGAUGAUGAUGAAAUCGCCGCCGAAGCCGAGUUAGGCGGUGCUAAAGUGUUCCGCCGUAGCGAUCAAACGGCUUCGGACACGGCGACCUCCUUGAGCGCCCUCAAAGAGUUCAGCAUGUAUCACCAAAAGGUUGACAUUUUCGCUGUCAUUCAAUGUACAUCGCCUUUUUUGACCGUCGACUACCUGGGAAAGGCUUACAGGAUGACGGUGCAACAAAAAUUUGAUUCUGUAUUUUCGGUAACGCGAAGCCACAAACUAAGAUGGACUCUGGAUUCCAGCGGUCAUUUACAUCCAUUGAAUUUCGACGUUUCCAAACGACCAAGGAGACAAGACUGGGGAGGCGAAUACGUGGAAAACGGAAUGUUUUAUUUUGCUCACAGGAAGCUCGUUGUCAACGACAAGCUACAAGGCGGAAAACUAGGAGUGGUUGUGAUACCUGUAAAUAGGAGUCUGGAAAUUGAUACGGAAUUCGACUUAAAGGCUGCUCGACUUUUAGCCUCGUUGCACGAUUCUCCGAAAAAUAUUACUGAAAAUAAGUUAUAACGUGUGUUUUGUCACAUUAAGUAAAUUUCAAAUUAAAUAAGGCAUAGGCGUUUUUCGAUUAGUUAAAAUACAAAAAAUAUUUAAUGCCUAUUUCUAUUUUAAUGCCUACCUACUUUGAACGUUUAUAAACUAUAAUUAUUGUACCUAUAUCGAUUGUACAAAAUGUUAUGACUUUUAUAUUAUAAAACCCAUGUCUUCACAUAUAAAUUAUAGACUAGUUAUAGUAUUACUUUACAUUUAAUAUUUUUAUUGGUAAAUAAAGUUGGUAAAGUUGGAUUAAAGUUGAUACCCAUCUAUACAUGAAUAUUACUAUUAUACAGCCAGUAAAAUGUAAGUGUAGUUAAGUCUACUUGUUAGUUUAAUCAUUGAAUCAAAAAAUCCUCGUAAAUACAUUAUAUAUUUUAAUUUUACUCACCAUGUUAAUAAUUUAGCUUACUUAACCUUUAUUAUAUAAUUCAAUAGUAAUUAUCAUAUUUUAUCAGCUUGGAAGUAUAUACAUAAUAUGUAUUACAUCAUAAAAACUAUAAUUAGACGCGUCGUAUGAAAAGUAGCACCGUUCUAGUUCUAGCGAAAACUAACACCGUUCGAGGCUUCUUACGAAAACUCGCACCGUUGGCGAUGACCUUACGAAAAGUAGCACCGUUCACGAAUUUCUUACGAAAACUAGCACUGUUAGCAACGAUGGGAAGAAUAGCACGAACGGUGCUAGUCUUUGUAAGAACUCACGAACGGUGCUACUUUUCGUACGGGGCGUCGAUAUGUAGUUACGUCACGUAACUACAUACUCAGUUCUCAAUUAUGACCAAGCGUAGCUAAGGGAGCGGUCCGUGGGUUGUACCCCUCCUUCUCAAAAACAAAACUAGCCUACUACUAUUUAAAGGGAAACAAAUUCAUAAUAAAAUAUAUCUAAAGUGAAAUGUUUUAUCAUUUUGAUGUUAUUUAUUAUAUAGUUGAUGUAUAUGAUCUAAUUUGUAUGCCAGCUUCCCAUAAAAAUAGAUUGAAAACGUUAUGGAGAAAAUGUUUAUAAAUUCAGCU
Messenger RNA from Adelges cooleyi (spruce gall adelgid), 2706 nucleotides. RefSeq names its product N-acylneuraminate cytidylyltransferase (gene Csas). Lineage: Eukaryota; Metazoa; Arthropoda; Insecta; Hemiptera; Adelgidae. Gene Ontology annotation, molecular function: N-acylneuraminate cytidylyltransferase activity. The record is from RefSeq and is a predicted model, not a curated record. The coding region runs from base 838 to 1671 and encodes 277 amino acids. The transcript has 6 exons.